This is a messenger RNA of Diachasmimorpha longicaudata, 2253 nucleotides long. RefSeq names its product G-protein coupled receptor Mth2-like. Bases 1 to 1566 code for a protein of 521 amino acids. NCBI's taxonomy places the organism in Eukaryota, Metazoa, Arthropoda, Insecta, Hymenoptera, Braconidae. Gene Ontology annotation, cellular component: membrane. The record is from RefSeq and is a predicted model, not a curated record. Gene Ontology annotation, biological process: cell surface receptor signaling pathway; G protein-coupled receptor signaling pathway. Gene Ontology annotation, molecular function: G protein-coupled receptor activity. The transcript has 6 exons.
AUGUAUUUCAACCGGAGAUGUACGAGGAACAGACUCAGUGCAGAAAUCGUUAGGACUAACAGACACUUAUAUGUGAUAUGUUUUUACCUGUUGGUUUAUCUAAUUGACAACUCCACUUCCGUGUCUAGUGAGCCAGCGAUCGGUGCACAUCCUACUAUUUAUCAGAUAUCGAUUAAUGAAUCUAAUGCAUCGCAGUACCAGGGCCUUCCGGUGGUUCAAAAGUGCUGUUCCGUUGGGGAAGUCUUGACGAAGGACGAGGCCGGGAGAACUGUGUGCCUCAACGCCAAUCUGACCCUCGACGCAACGAUUUUUUCACCCUAUUUUAGCGAUUUUAAUAGAAGUGGGGUGCUUGCUCCGGGCGAGGAGAAGUCGCGAUUUGUGGCGAUCAUCGGCAAUCCCUGCCAAUUUAAAAAGUAUGUGCUGGAGCCCGAGGUGACGAGUGACGAUGAACAUUAUCUGCUGUUGAAUGGCUCUAUUUUCGGUCCACAUCACAUGCCAUCAAUGCUCUCCCCAGGGAGUGAUUACUGCAUGGAGGUCAUCCCUGGUCUUGGUCUGAGGACGCUGGUCUGUUUCCAAGAAGAGGGAGAAAAGCAGACUGGAGACUUUCGGUUGACUUUCUACGCCUGCGGGCUUCUCAUUUCCGUGCCCUUUCUCAUUCUCACGAUAAUCGCCUACUGCAUCACCCCGAGAUUGAUGGACGUCCAUGGAAAAGCCCUCUGUCACUACUGUGGAUGUCUCGCAGUGGCUUUUGCAGCCCUCGCCAUCACUCAGCUGUCAAGCAAUCAUUUGAACGAUGAAAUGUGCAUUUCCACAGCCUUUGUCAUCCAGUUCUCCUUCGUCGCGUGUUUCUUCUGGCUGAACGUAAUGUGCAUUGAGACGUAUCUGCUCGCUAGGAGGUACAUGAACAGUGGAUGCUCAACCGCCCGUCAACCCCUUAGACUUUUCUUUUAUUACUCCCUGUGGGCCUGGACGCCUCCUGCUGUUCUCAUUAUCGUUUCUAUGGUUAUGGAUCUCAGUCCGACUGUUCCCAUGACGUAUAUUAAACCGAAUUUUGGAUCCCAGAGCUGUUGGUUCGAAUCUGACGUAGAUGCGAUGCCUUACUUUUACGUGCCAGUGGGUCUUCUCCUCGGCGCCAAUAUUGUCCUCUUCACAAUGACAGCGGUGGCAAUCACCCACCACCAGCGGGACCUCGAUCUCCGUCGAUUGCGACAAGACAGAGAGACUAAUCGAGACGAGCGUCGAACACUGAGUCGAUUAAAACGUCUAUUCCUCGUUUGCCUGAGUUUGUUCUUCCUCAUGGGCAUGAAUUGGGCGAUGGAGAUGAUAUCCUGGUGGGCAGGUGGUGAUCCCCUGGCUUGGUCAGCCUUUGAUCUUGUCAAUGCUCUUCAGGGGAUUCUUGUCUUCGGUAUAUUUGUCCUCAGAAAGCCCAUAAGACAACUCGUUUGGUACGAGGUGCAGAAGCUUCGAGGGGUGGAGGCGACCGAACCAGAAGUCGCUAGUAUGGACCGAUCUCUUCUUACUGUACUCAAUAUUGAUGCCUUACCUUCCACCGAGAGAAUGUUAUAACUGAACUGCAUUGAGAGACUAAUUUAUUUGUAGAGAAAUUUUUUUAAAUUGAAAAAUGGCCUCAAAACUCAUUUAUUCUACUAAAAUGGAAUGAGCAAGGUUCAUCCAUGCGGAGUGAUCAGAAGAGAUUCAAUGAGCAUACAGAACAUGUCAAAAUGCGAGUUGAAGGGACCUCGAUCUUAAAAGCUGCUUGCGACAGAUGCAGGGGAAUCCCAGGAAUAUAUGGGGUGCUGCAACUGUCAUUUCCCAUUCAUAAAUAUUCAUUAAGAGUAUUGACCCUCAUUAGAUCUUCUGAAAUAGUUUUUUUUUUCAUUUCAAAGGAGUAAACAAAUUGUUAAAGUCAUACUUCAGAUUUUUCAACUGUUAAGGCCUCCAGAAAAUAUUUAUUUCAUUCUCUCAGUGCGACAAGUGUGUGAAAUGAACAAUUUUAUAACCGUUUCAUCAACGGUCAAUUCCAUUUAUUUAUUUAUUUAUUUUUAUAUUCCAAGAAAUCAACAGAGCUCCAUUAUUUCCAUUUCCCCAAUUGUUCCACAAAUUACCCAUAAUUUAUAUCGACUUCAAGUAUGUAUACAUUUAAUUAUUUGUAAUUUAAUCCCCUGUCCUCCUAGUCAAUAUUGCAUACAUACAUUGCAUAAUGGGGAGCAAUUGCUACUGACAAGAUAAUAAAAUAAAGUACAUCUCAUUACU